Molecule: messenger RNA, 3228 nt
Organism: Lethenteron reissneri (Far Eastern brook lamprey)
Lineage: Eukaryota; Metazoa; Chordata; Hyperoartia; Petromyzontiformes; Petromyzontidae
Product: complement C1q tumor necrosis factor-related protein 5-like
Molecular function (GO): protein binding
Source: RefSeq, a predicted model, not a curated record
ACGCUGAGCACCGACAACCUGCGGUUAGCAGGACGCUCAGCUGCUACGUACGGUGGAGCGAAAGAAAAUUCAACUUACCAUGUCCAUCUCGGCCCUGCCGCUGCUGCUGCUGGGGGUGGUGGUGGUGGGAGCCCAGCAGGAGAAGACCAUCUGCGCGGGCAUCAACGGGAUCCCCGGUCAGCCCGGAGCCCCGGGGCAGCACGGGACCCCUGGGGCCCCCGGGAGGGACGGCAGAGACGGCGUUACCGGAGCACCCGGAGCCAAGGGAGACCUCGGGGCUCGAGGCUUGACUGGAGACCCAGGUCUGCCAGGAAAGCUGGGCCCUCUUGGCCAACCAGGGCUCGCGGGGACUCCGGGAGUCGCAGGUGAGCAGGGCGAAAGAGGCGAGAAAGGCGAGCGGGGAGAGAGCGGCGUGGGGCCCAGGUCGGCCUUCUCUGCGAAGGUCGACACUUACACGCCGGCGGCCGGCUCCCCCGUGACGUUCAACGUCAUCAUCACCAACCCGCAGGGCCACUACAACCCCGGCACAGGGAAGUUCACCUGCGCCCAUCCAGGCGUCUACUAUUUCACGCUGUACGCGCACCCCGGUGAAAAGUACAUUGUGGUUAUGAUCAUGAAAAACGGGAACAUCAUCUCUAAGGUGUGCGGUGAGAAAUUCAACGCAAUAAGUGGCAGCGUCGUGCUGAGUCUCAAAGCCGAGGACGAGGUUUGGCUGGAGUUGGAGGCUCCGCACAUUAAUUUGUUCUUCAACGUGCACAGAGACUCGGUGUUCAGCGGCUAUAUCCUGUACUCCGAGUGAAUCAUUUUGUUUCCAUCAGCGCAUCAGGCAAUACAGAUUGGGAACACAUUAACACACGCAUAUGCACCCCUGCCCCCGUGUUAAACAAAGCUUUUGGGCAACAUCUCAGAAAAAUACCCAACAAACAUCUGCAAAUAUACUCAGCUUGCCCAAUGCUGUGGUAAUGAUUGCAAAUUUUCGGAUGUGAGAUGUUCUCACCAGAGGCAAAAUAGGCCCGGCACUUCUUCUCAGCCACCUCCCUCCUUGUGAGUCACGGUGUCUAGGGGAUUAUGAAUCGGUUAGACAAUGCGCAGAGACAUAGCUGCUUGCACCAACUGAAAAAGUCCUGAAACCUCACAAAUUUUCCCAUCCGGCAUCGGCAGUGAAGGGGGAAAUAUUCCAAUUCCAGCUGAUAGCUACGAGAGUUGCUCAUUUCUAACAUGGGAGAGAGAGGACUUCGGAUCUAUUUUCUCUCCCGUGCAAUUCUCUCAAUAUUUUUCAUCGGAAGGAAACGUAAAGAAGGACAAUAACUCGAUCUGGAAUACUGGGAAUUUUAACAAGAUUUGUAAUGCAGUAACUAUGCCUUGGUUCGUUAUGCACAAGGACGUGAACCAACUGUGGCAGAUAAUAAUUUUCUUGACAACCAAGUAAAACCAACUCUUCAAACUCUCGGCGACAGUAAUAGCACGCGUCUACAGAACCCUGCAGUUCACCGACUUCACGCAGCGACCCCCGUGUCGACAAUGACGGAACACCACAGCGACUUACACAGAUAGAGACCACCGCGGGGACCAUUCACACCAACCCUGACGCAGGCCUCAACUCCUGGGCGACGAGGCAACGUACCAGAAGCCCAGGGUACGCAAAUUCACCGUCGAGGUCGACUACAGCGUCAGGGACCCCCCGCCCCAGGACUCAACGGGAGAGCCGUACUCCCAACAUGUUACGCAGAAUCAACCUCGGUCUUGCAUUGCACUCACAACAGCGCUCUUAAGGGAUCUAUGUAGCAGCAGUUGGGAGCUGGACCGGCACUGCCUGAAUCUCUGUGGCAUUCAGGAGGUCCGGUGGACCGGCUCUGGCUCCUGCCACCAUGAGGGGGGGAUGGUCCUCUACUCGGGGCAGGAGACUGCCAAACAAAAUGGUGUGGCUCUACUUAUGAACAAAAUAAUGAAGGGGGCGUGGGGCCGUGUCGGUGAGGUGUGGGAAGCUAUAAGCCACAGGCUACUUUGUGCUCGCCUUCCCAUCAACCAGAGGCAAGGAGUGGUGGUGGUUAUUUAUGCCCCCACCGAAGACGAACAUCCGUGGAGGGAUGCAGGCAAGGCCGAUGAGUCAGAUGCCUUCUAUGACCUCCUGUCACAGGUGCUGGCUAAAGUGGCCCCUCGGGAUAGAGUCAUCUUAUUGGGUGACUUCAAUGCCUGAUGCAGGAACCUGGUCUGGAUUUAUUGGAAGGCAUGGGCCAAAUCAGCUCAAUAACAACGGCAGGAGGCUGCUAAGCCCACGGGCUUGUAAUUACCAACACGCUGUUCCGGCAUCGGCGCAUCCACACAACAUUAUGGAUGCAUGCCUGGUCCAAGCAAGAACAUCUGCUGGACUACAUAGUGAUGGAACAGCGGAUGCGAGCCCAUGUUCUUGACACCAGGACCUACCGUGGAACUGAUCUGCCAUCUGACCAUCGACUUGUCAUCUGUAAGAUGCACCUGCCAUUCUUCCACUCCGGUGAUGGGUGUACACACAGGACACCGAUUCCAACUUAAGGUGGCCUGGUCUCAUCUAGCUGAUGGAAGUUGCCAGCGAGAAUUUCAUCAUCGCUUGCGGCUGGGGUUGGCAUCGUCCUCCACUCUUGGUUGACAGAGGAGGUGUUCAGGAUGGUUGAGAAAAAGCGACAGGCCCACCCUAAUCGUGAUCCAAUCUCCGACCCCCAGGAACAGGUUUGCAGAUUUGCUGAGCAUUUCUGUGAGGUCCUGGGGGAGGGCAAAUCCCUCGACAUGGAAAACAUCAUGGGACAAAGUGGGGAUGACCCUGCUGAGGCUGCGGUGCCUAAAAUAUUGGAAGAGGUCACCCCUUGUGAGUGGCUGGCUGAGGUACCAUCUGUUGACGAAGUACUGAAGGCGGUCCAGAGUCUGAGACCAGAAAAGGCACCGGGCAGAGAUGAUCUCCCAAGCAAAAUGCUGAGGGUGUGUGGCGUUUGUGCGCAGACUGCCCUAUGUGACAUCAUAACAACAGUCUGGACCGCUGGAAGGGUUAUGCAGGAUUGGAUAGAUGCCCUGGUGGUCCCCUUCUUUAAGAAGGCCACACAAACUGUAACAACUACAGGGGCAUCUCACUCCUCAGUGUGCCGGGUUAGGUCCUGGCAAGGAUUAUUCAACAUUGCCUUGCUCGGCACGCUGAGGAGAGGCUUGCGGAGCCCCAAUGCGGUUUCAGGAGUGGACAGUCCUGCACAGAUGCCAUAU